AUGCGGCUGCUCCAUUUCCUUAAGCAGAAAGCCUCUGUGACGUUCGACAAGAUACACACCGAGUUCGUCCAUUGCAGCAAAGAGCAGCCCUCGGCGUGUUGGACCCAUCCGGGAAUUCAACUAGCUACGACUGUUGCGGAACUGACAAAUAAUUACUCAGUCGAGUUGGAGCAGAUGGCAGAGCGCUAUUUGUCUCGCUGUCUCGGCAAAUAUCCUGAUCCAAGUGUUGACACUGAAUUCAAUGGUACUGCAAUGAUGAUCAAGACGUACUCUCCCCACAAGCCUACCGUCUUGCAAUAUCUCCAAGAUGUUCAAUCUAACGCAUAUCUCUGCGAUUCUCAACAUCUCCAGUUCGCUUUCUGCCAGAGUUAUAGGAAGAUGUUGUGGGCACAAUCGACGGAAGUCGGGUGCGCAAUUCACUUUUGCGGACUUUCUGGCCAGUCCAAUUAUCUCGUUGGAUGUCUCUACAAACCAGGGUUGGUUAUUUUAAUCGCAUGUAUUGCCAAGUGCUUUUUCUUGUCCACAUUAAUUCUGAUCGGUAAGUUGGUUAGGCCUUGA
Molecule: messenger RNA, 558 nt
Organism: Mesocestoides corti
Lineage: Eukaryota; Metazoa; Platyhelminthes; Cestoda; Cyclophyllidea; Mesocestoididae
Source: the annotation of a GenBank genome assembly